AUGAUAAUAAUAGCUGGAGUUACGAAAUUUGAAAGAUUUAGAAAUGAAGAUAUAUGGAGAGAGCUGGAGCAAGAACCGACAAUGAGAAAGAUCGAAACCAAACAAUUAAACUGGUUUGGCCACAUAGAGCGAAUGGAGAAAAGGACACUAACAAAGAAGGUACAUGGAGCCAAAAUGGGAAAGAAAAGUAGAAAGGAAAGACCGCGGAAAACAUGGAUGGACCAAAUCCAUGAUAUAGGUGAAAAGAGAGACAUGACUAAAAGAGACAUAAAGAACCUGGCCACCAACAGAAGUGCAUGGAAGAAAUGGAUAAGAGGCGGAACCCUACAUCCGACACCCUAA
Molecule: messenger RNA, 342 nt
Organism: Diabrotica virgifera virgifera (western corn rootworm)
Lineage: Eukaryota; Metazoa; Arthropoda; Insecta; Coleoptera; Chrysomelidae
Exons: 1
Coding region: 1-342 (113 amino acids)
Source: RefSeq, a predicted model, not a curated record